UAGUAGAGUGACAACCUCAAACUCCUCCCUCACCUUAAAAAUAAAUAUAAAAUCUUUGCUUAUUUUCCGGCACCUCUUACUAACGGCGGCUCCAUGCGUUGUCCAAACUCUUCCACCGCCAACCGUUGACGGAUGGGUUGCGCGCUCGGAAAACCUGCCGGUGCCGGAGCUCGGCAUCGUCGCCGUGAUAACACUGCAACUGCUAACGGAGGUAAUAAUGCUGUUGAAGUUCAGGAGAAGCAGGAGGCUGAGGCUCCUACCGCCUGUGAACUUCCGGCACCGGUGAGCCUGCUACCUCGACUUAAUUCAUUGGCAGCAACUCAACAGAGUUGGCCGCCGUGGUUGAUGGAAGUUGCUGGUGAUGCAAUCCGAGACUGGACUCCUCGGCGCGCCAACACGUUCGAGAAGCUUGCUAAGAUUGGGAAAGGGACUUAUAGCAAUGUGUACAAAGCUAAAGACCUUGUUACUGGAAAGAUAGUGGCAUUGAAGAAAGUUAGAAUUGAUAAUUUGGACGCUGAGAGUGUGAAGUUUAUGGCAAGAGAGAUUCUUGUUUUGAGGAAGCUUGAUCACCCCAAUGUUAUAAAGCUUGAGGGUUUGGUUACUUCAAGAAUAUCAUCAAGUCUUUACUUGGUAUUUGAGUACAUGGAACAUGAUCUUGCUGGUCUUAUAGCUGGCCUUGGUGUCAAAUUCUCUCUACCUCAGGUCAAAUGUUAUAUGAAACAAUUAUUGUCUGGCCUUGAGCAUUGCCAUAGCCGAGGUGUAUUGCACCGUGACAUCAAGGGCUCCAAUUUGCUUAUUGACGACGAAGGAAUACUUAAAAUUGCAGAUUUUGGACUCGCGACUUUCUACGAUUCUAAGCAAAAGCAUCCGAUGACUAGUAGAGUCGUGACCCUUUGGUAUCGUCCCCCCGAGCUUCUUCUUGGAGCUACAUUCUAUAGUGUUGGGGUUGAUCUUUGGAGCGCUGGCUGCAUUUUGGCAGAGCUUCUUGCCGGAAGACCAAUCAUGCCUGGAAGAACCGAGGUUGAGCAACUUCACAAAAUAUUUAAGUUAUGUGGCUCUCCAUCUGAGGAAUAUUGGAAGAAAUAUAGAUUGCCAAACGCUACUCUUUUUAAGCCACAGCAACCUUAUAAAAGGCGCAUUUCAGAAGCAUUUGCUGUUUUUCCACCUUCUUCAUUACCUUUAAUUGGAACUCUUCUUGCAAUAGAUCCUGAUGACCGCGGAACUACCUCUUCUGCUCUGAUUAGUGAGUUCUUUACCACUGAACCCUAUGCUUGUGAACCAUCAAGUUUACCAAAGUAUCCUCCCAGUAAAGAAUUGGAUGUGAAGCUGAGAGACGAAGAAGCAAGAAGGCAAAGAGCUCUAAGUGGAAAAUCUAAUGCAGUUGAUGGUGCCAGACAAAGUAGAGCACGUGAGCGCAGUUAUGCCAUUCCAGCCCCAGAAGCCAAUGCAGAGAUCCAAACAAACUUAGAUAGGUUGAGAGUUGUGACAAAUGGAAAUGGAAAAAGUAAAAGUGAGAAAUUUCCACCUCCUCAUGAAGAUGGAGCUGUAGGAUAUCCAGGGGAUGGAUCAAAUAAAGGAGCUGUUUCAUUUGGAACAACUGAAAAAACUUCAUUUAGUUCAAUAUUAUCUAAUUCAAUACAUUCUAAAUCUGUUGGAAGUUAUGCAGGCAGCUCUUAUAAAAGGAGGAAAAGUAAUGAAGCAGAUUCCAGGAUAUCAUCAUGGAAAUUUAUGCGUUCUUCUUUCAAGCCCUCAACUGUGGGUCUUUCAUUUAAUUUAUUAUUUAGAAGCAGAAGAUAAUCUUUCUUUUUGGAUUAUAGCAUCCUAGAAUGUGGAAAGCAAUGAAUGACACCUCCAUAAAUCAUUUUUGCCGCUGUAAUGAGGAUUUUAUUUAUUCAAUUUUUUUUCUUAAUGUUGGUCCCAUUGUUGUGUAUUUCACUCUGCAUAAAAGUGUUUGAUGUGCAUAAUGUACAAUGAGAAUGAUUACCUUUGUACAUUUA
Messenger RNA from Medicago truncatula (barrel medic), 1997 nucleotides. RefSeq names its product probable serine/threonine-protein kinase At1g54610. The transcript is spliced from 7 exons. The record is from RefSeq and is a predicted model, not a curated record. The coding region runs from base 133 to 1797 and encodes 554 amino acids. Gene Ontology annotation, molecular function: RNA polymerase II CTD heptapeptide repeat kinase activity; ATP binding. Lineage: Eukaryota; Viridiplantae; Streptophyta; Magnoliopsida; Fabales; Fabaceae. Gene Ontology annotation, biological process: protein phosphorylation; positive regulation of transcription elongation by RNA polymerase II. Gene Ontology annotation, cellular component: nucleus; cyclin-dependent protein kinase holoenzyme complex.